UCAAAUUAAUUUAUAUAGCCCUUCUUACAUCAGCUGAUAUCUCAAAGUGCUGUUCACAGAAACCCAGCCUAAAACCCCAAACAGCAAGCUAAAAUCUACUAGCCAUACUACAUACGGAUAUACUAGUAAAACGCAGUAUUAAACGUUAAACAAAUAUCAACAUACUGGCUCAAACGACAGAAAAGAAGCAGCGGACACAAGCGGCUGGUCGGUCACAGUUUCUGGCGGACGUUUUAUGGUGUUACACAGCAAUACCGGUACGUGCCAUUUUUCGUUUGUCAAACUGAGCACAAUGCUAGCCAGCAGCUAACAAAAUGAGUUUGUUUUUGGCCAAGUUGUCGUGCAAAAAUGACAUAGACGAGGUAAUAAAAACUGUCGCUGAAAAGGUUUUAGUUCUUCGGUUUGGCAGAGAUGAAGAUUCGGUCUGCCUGCAGCUUGACGAGAUUCUGUCCAAAACCACCCACCACCUGAGUAACAUGGCGUCUAUCUACAUCGUGGAUGUGGACUCAGCUCCCGUCUACACGAGAUACUUCGACAUCAGCUACAUCCCAUCUACCGUCUUCUUCUUCAACGGACAACACAUGAAGGUUGAUUAUGGGUCUCCAGAUCACACCAAGUUUGUGGGCAGUUUUAAGACCAAGCAGGACUUCCUGGAUCUGAUCGAGGUGAUCUACAGAGGAGCUAUGAGAGGGAAGAUGAUGGUCCAGAGUCCCAUCGACCCUCAGAACAUCCCCAAGUACGACCUGCUCUACCAUGGGAUCUAACCCCAUCAUAACCAUGGGAUCUAAACCCCAUCACAACCUGCUCUACCAUGGGAUCUAACCCCCAUCAUAACCAUGGGAUCUAACCCCAUCACGACCUGCUCAACCAUGGGAUCUAAACCCCAUCAUAACCAUGGGAUCUAACCCCCAUCAUAACCAUGGGAUCUAAACCCCAUCACGACCUGCUCAACCAUGGGAUCUAACCCCCAUCACGACCUGCUCAACCAUGGGAUCUAACCCCAUCACGACCUGCUCUACCAUGGGAUCUAAACCCCAUCAUAACCAUGGGAUCUAAACCCCAUCAUAACCAUG
This is a messenger RNA of Salvelinus fontinalis (brook trout), 1073 nucleotides long. It is a transcript of the gene txnl4b, whose product is annotated as thioredoxin-like 4B. The record is from RefSeq and is a predicted model, not a curated record. NCBI's taxonomy places the organism in Eukaryota, Metazoa, Chordata, Actinopteri, Salmoniformes, Salmonidae. The transcript is spliced from 3 exons. Gene Ontology annotation, cellular component: spliceosomal complex; U5 snRNP; U4/U6 x U5 tri-snRNP complex. Gene Ontology annotation, biological process: mRNA splicing, via spliceosome. The coding region runs from base 315 to 764 and encodes 149 amino acids.